AUGUCAAACCGCUUCAUUAAACAAAAGGAGCCAGCAGAGAAUGAUGAACUACUUGGAUUCAAAGCACAGCCAUGGCAUCGAUGGUGUGUCCUAUUUUCAUUCUCAUUCUUGUCAUUCUCAAGUGCUCUCAUGUGGAUCACAUUCGCCCCUUGCCUAUAUGACUUUGUUGAAUACUACUUCCAAUCGUCCACGACUACUACUAUCAAUGCCAUUAGCUCCAUGUCGUCGAUCUACAUGCUUAGUUAUCCUUUUGUGAUUCAUUUUACUUUCCGAUACUUUGAAGACUACAAGACCAGUCAGGGCAAUGUUCCUGGUAAUGGACUCAGACGGGGUAUUCUGAUAGGCGCGGUGCUCAAUGCGUGUGGAGCGAUCGUUCGUUGGCUAGGAAAUGGACCAUCUCCGGCUGGAUUUGCUUUUGUAUUUCUAGCUCAAGCGUUUAUACUCUCGAUUCCACCUCGGUUGGCUGUGGCUUGGUUCCCGGAAAACGAAAUCAAUCUUGCAACUGCUAUUGCAGUAUCGUGUAAUAGUCUAGGUAUUGCUGCUGGUUGUGCAUGGUCACCAUUAGCUAUCCAGAAAGAAACUAUCGAAGAGGACAUCCCAAGGUUAUUGCUCAUGCAGUGCCUCAUGUGCCUCUUUGUCUUACUAUUAAUCUGUUUGUCCUUCCGAGAAUCUCCCCCGUAUCCUGAACGAAUUCAAAAUGAAGCAAGCUCGUCCGAGCAGAUUGCCGAGUUGUGGAAACAAUGGCCAUUUAUUUAUAUGCUGGUAGCAUAUGCUAUAAGCAUGGGGGCUCAGUGUACGGUUGUUACUUUGCUGGCACAAAUAAUAAUGCCACCCUUUGAAGGCCGAGUGGAUGAACGAUAUAUUGGAUUACUUGGAUCUAUGAUGCUCUUAGUAGGUGCUCUAGCAAGCGUCUUCACCGGAUAUUACUUAGACCGGACUCAUGAGUACCGGCGUGUCUGUAAUAUGCUGUUCUUUAUCACAUGUCUGAGCGGGCUUGGGCUCUCUGUAGCCACAGAGCAAAGAUCACUCUCUGGCAUUGUUGUGUCAUGUGGUCUUUUUGGUCUCUCUUCUUCUGCCAUUAUUCCUGCUAUUUGUCAAUAUGCAAGUGAGCUAUUUUAUCCAGUCAGCGAAAUAAUUCCUGCUGGUUACCUAUUUACCGUCGGCAAUAUAGCUGGUGUCCUGAUGGUAGCUAUUAUGGGAUGGAGUCAGGAUGAAGGGGCCAAGUAUUCGAUGCGCCUGCCUAUGCUUGGGCUUACUCUGUUCUUAUUUAUCGGCGCUGGAUUUAUGGUUCGCGUAAACGGGCAGCUAAAGAGAUCAAACGCCUCUCUCUUGUAG
Molecule: messenger RNA, 1335 nt
Organism: Phycomyces blakesleeanus NRRL 1555(-)
Lineage: Eukaryota; Fungi; Mucoromycota; Mucoromycetes; Mucorales; Phycomycetaceae
Exons: 6
Coding region: 1-1335 (444 amino acids)
Biological process (GO): heme export; transmembrane transport
Cellular component (GO): membrane
Molecular function (GO): heme binding; heme transmembrane transporter activity
Source: RefSeq, a predicted model, not a curated record